Molecule: messenger RNA, 6483 nt
Organism: Rotaria sp. Silwood1
Lineage: Eukaryota; Metazoa; Rotifera; Eurotatoria; Philodinida; Philodinidae
Source: the annotation of a GenBank genome assembly
AUGGCCCAACCUUCAACUACAGCUGAAUAUGAUGUUGGAGUAAUUCAUGAUCAAGCCAAACAACAGAAAAUUCUAGAUGAAGUUAAUAAUGAUAUUCAAAUACUGGAAAGGGAAAAAGAUCGUUUGAUGAAUGAAAUAAAAAAAUAUGAAGCUGAACAAAAAAAUUUAUUAGUCGAAGAAGCAAAACAAGAAACACGUAUUAAAGAAUUAGAAGAAUUAAUUCGACGUGAAAAAGAAGAAUUAGACAAAUUAGAUCGAGAACUGAAGGAUUUACAAAAAGAAAAAGAUCAAAUGGAAACUGACCUUGAACGACAACAAGAAAUAUUUGAACAAUGUGAAGUUGAACUUGAAAAAAUCUCUGAUGAAUUAGAACGAUUACAAGAUUUAUUAGAAGAAUAUGUCGAACAAAGAACCGCACUUGAAGAACAAAGAGAAUUAUUACAACAUGAAAGAGAUGAAAUUGAACGAAAAAUCAAUGAACUUCAAUCACAAAUCAGACAAUUAGAACAAGAAGUGAAAGAUCUCCUACAACGUAUUCAAGCAAUUGAGACCGAAAUCAAACGUAUGGAAUUUGAAUUAAACCAUAUUCUUGAAGAUAUUCGGCGAAUUGAACAAGAAAUUGAGAAAUUAGAAGGAAUAAUUGAAAAAACACAACUGGAAGUGUUGAAUCUUGAACGGGAAUGUAAUCGAUUAGAUGUUGAAAUUAAUCAAAUUGAAGAUUUAAUGGAGCGAAUUCAAAGAAUUAUUGAAAUGAAAGAAAGUGACGAGAAAGGAUUAAAAGAAUUAAAACAAUAUCUUUACCGAGAAUUAGUACAAGCUGAAAACAAACGAAAUCAAAUUAAAGCAGAUAGAGAACGAUUAGAACAAACGAUUAAAAACAUGCAAGACGCAAUCAUACCACUUCAAACGCAAGUUCAAAAUAUAUCCAACAGAUUAGUUAACAAAGAAGCUGUUAUAGGAAAACUCCAACAAGAUGUCCAACAAGCCAAGAACAAUAUCACUUGGACAGAAGAAGAAUUAAAAGAAUUACAAGCAGAAGGUAUAAAACUUGUUGAACAAAUCAAAACUCAAGAUGAAAAACUAAGGCGAGCAGAAACAGCAAAGAAAACUUUAGAUGAUCAACAGAAGAAAUUAGAAGACGAAUUAAAAAAAAUUAAUAUUAAUUUGAACAAAGCCAGGAAAGACAGAGAUGCGUGUGCAAAACUAUUAAAAGAUUACAAAGAAACACUGAAAAACAAUCAAUCGGAACUUAAAACUGCUCAAGCUAAAGAAAAACAAGCGACUCAAGCAUUAAGACAGCAACAAAAACAAGUCAAUGCUGCACAAAAAUUACUCCAAGAUUGUAUUAUAAAAGAAGACAAUGCUAACAAAGAUCUUCAAGCCGCUGAAGCUCGCCUCAAAGAAGAUAAAUCACAAGUUAAAACUGAAGAAAAUUUAUUGCAAAGAGCUGAAAUGGAAUUAGCAACACAUGAAACAUAUCUGGCCGCAAAUCCUGAAGCAUCAAGAACUCGAUUAGAUGCUAUAAAGCAAACGGUCGCAACAUGUAGAACAAACUUAGGCAAAGCCAACGCAAAAUUAGGCUGUAGUAUCAAAUUCAAAGACAAAAAAAGUCAGGAUCAUAAAACAGCGAUUGAAAACAAGACGAAAGCUGGAAAAACAUUAGAAGACGAAAAGGGAAAACUUAAAACAAGACAAGAUGAAUCAAAAACUCAAAAAGAUGCAGUGGAAAAAGCCACAAAGAAAGUGACUGAUCAAAAAAAAUUAGUGGCAGACACCGAAACCCGACAAAAACAAUUAUCCAGUCAAGUAAAGAAAAUUGAAGAUGAAAAAUACGCAAAAAGCAAAGAAAUUGAAAAGAAAAAAGGUGAAAUAAUUAAUCAACAAAAAGUAAUUAAUGAUAACAAGACCACAUUGCUAGAAUUAAAAACUAAACAGACAACAAAUACCAAUAAACAGACAACAACAUCUAAUAAAUUGACAAAGGCUAGAGAAGAACAUGGAAAAAGCGUAAAUGAACAUAAAAAACAAUCUGAUGACGUCGAAAAAGACAAAAAUGACAGAGAAACUGCAAGACAACAAGUUCAACAAAAACAAAGUGAACUUAGAAAAUGUCAAGCAACACUUCCGGAGAAAGAAAGAGAAGAAAAUGCUAUUAAUGGUAAAAUACAAAAUAAUCAAGAAAAUUUAGCGAUGAUUAGCAAAUCUAUUAGUGUAUUAAAAGCUGAUCUUCGUGAGCAAACGAACACUAAGAAUAAAAUUACUAACCAAAAAUCUAAAUAUGAACAGGAUUUACAAAGUUCAAAAAAUAAAAUAGAAAAAGCUGAAAGUGAAAUUGAACGGCAUGGAAAUGAUCGACGAAGAUUGGAUCGCGAUUUAAAUGUCAAAGAACAUGAUUUAACGGAUAAACAACGAGACUAUCAAAAAUUAAAAUAUAAUUUAGAUCAACGUCAAUAUGAAAUUUCAUCGAAAAAAUCUGAAGUUAUCGAAUAUGAACAGAAGGGAUUGAAUUUAGAUGCUAAUUUAAAGAGCAAUAAAGAUCAAAUUAAAAAAUUCGAGCGAGAUAUGAAAGAAGUUUCGAAGAAUAUUGAUAAACAAGAAAAAUUAAAACAAACUGCCGAACAUAAAUUCAAAGAGGCUGAAAGAGAUGUAAGAAAUACAACAAGAGAAUUGGAAAAAUUACAAAAGAAUUUCAAUGAUGUUGAAAAACAUUAUAAUGAAAGCAAUGAUCGUCAUCAUCAAGCAACCAGUGAUUUAACAACCGCUCGAAAUGAGAAAAGUUCGAUUAGUAAUAAAUUAACGGAUAAUCAACGAAAUAUCGAUACACGAGCAUCCAAAGUCAAUACUAUUGCUCAUCGUGUGGUAUCAAAAAAAACUGAUCUAUUUCUUUUAAUUAUGACUACACCAAUAUGGAAAUAUUUAUCAAUGAAAAAAGAUGCUAAUGGUAUAGUAAAAGUAGAUCGACAAUGUUUAAAAACAAUUCAAGAGAGGUUUGUUCAAACCCAUGGAGAAAAUGCUCGUGAUGAUGAUGAUUUGAAAAAUGAAUACAGCAAGACGUUAAUUAAUGAAUUGGGAUUGAUUAAUGAUCAAACUAGUUUAGAUUAUUUGAAUAUUUGUUUAUCGGAAGCAACAGAUGAAUUUGCUGAGAUGGAAAUUAAGGAUAAAGUUGAAAAAAAUAAUGAAAUAUCGAAAUUACUACCAACAGAUGAAGUACAAUCUGAUCCGAUCACUCCUCCCAAACCUGCCGACCAUUCUAAAUCAGUUCCAACACAAAAAAUCAAUUCAUUAAAUAAAAUCAUCUGUAUUAUUCAUCAAAAAUCCACUAAAAUCGAAGUCACCAAUUUCCUAGGUGAAUUUCUAUUUCGACAAAUUAAUCAAAAAUCAAGUGCAUCAUCAGAUUCAGAAAUCAUUCAUCCCGUUUGUGAUGGUACAAGUCAUCCAUUAUCUCAAGGUACAAUACUUGAUUUAUUUAUUCGACAGCAAAUGAUCGAUCGUGGAACAGUAACAUUUAUAGAUCCACAAACAGAAUAUCGUCUUGUCGAACCUAUUAGUCUCACAGAUGAAUUUGAAUCCUGGACAUUUGAUCAUUUUCAUGGUUUAUUUGAUUUUUGGUUAGCAGUAGAUCCGCAUACUAAAACAACUUUUCCAAGUCCAUGGACAUUGCAUUCGGAUGCACAGAUUGAUUAUAUCAUAGCUACUCGAUUGAUCCGUGCUGAUGGUGAUCAGUCAAGAAAAUAUUCAGAACGGCCCAGUACAAAAUCUUUGGAAAAUUUUCUUCGUGAUAUUUGUAACAAAGAAAGAAAUGGAAUGUUUCAAAUAUGGUAUAAAGCAUUGAGUGUCGAAGAAAAUAUUGCGUCUUAUGCUCAUUUAACAAACUUAAAUCAAAAAGAAUGGGAUCGAAUCGGUCGAUUACCUAUGAAUGCUUUGAAAACAAUUAAAUUCUACGUUGAUCAAGAAAAACAAAUGGUUGAAGAACGGAAAACAAAGAAAAAUCCAAAUAAAUCAGAGAUUCCUUCUCUAGAAGAUAAAUCUUAUUCGAAAGCAGAAAUACGUGCAAAUUUACAUAUGAUUAAAUUAUAUUUUAAUCGACAAUUAGAAGAUCAAGAUGGUAUUGAAACAAUUCCAAGAUUAGAAGCUGAUUGUGUUCAAACAGCAUUUGAAGAAAUGCGUCAAGAAGGUUAUGAAGAUGAUGGAUUAUUUGAUGAAAUGAAAUUAUUUUUUCAACCAUUAACUGUUACUGAAGAAGAAUUAGUCAUCAAUAAGAAUGUUUUAUCAAAAUUAUAUCAACAAGAAAUUGUGGAAAAGGAGAGAUUAAGAAAAGAGAUUGAGAAAUUAAACAAAAGUUUUGAAGAAAAAGAUAAUCAAAUAAAAAAAGUAUCCAAUGAAAUUGAACAAAUAAACGUGAAACGUAGUGAAGAAUUUAAAGCAUAUCAAUUGGCAUCAGAAAAAGCAAAUCAAUCGAUUAACCUACAAAUGGACUUGAAUAAAAGUUGGUCGGCAAGCGAUAAUCGUCAAAACGAAGAAAUCAAUUUAAAGAAAAAAGUUCGCAUGGAAUAUGAAAAAGAAUUACAAGAAAUUGACAAAAAUCGAAGUAAUGAUAAAAAUUUAUUAGAAAUUAUUGAAAAAAAUCUCGCUUCGGAUAAAACAACUAUUGAUCGAAGAUUGGUCAAACCACAUCGAGGUUUCAUUAUGUAUGGACCACCAGGUACUGGUAAAUCAGUAAUUAUGAGUAAAUUAGCAAAGAAAAUUGGGAUUGCUAUGCUUGGACCUCCAUUAGCAGCUGGUGAACUUGAACGUCCAUUAGUUGGUCAAUCCGAAGCAAUUAUUUUAGAUCUUUGUAUGCGUGGGAAUCGUUUACCACAUUUGAUGUGUUGUGUAUCAAUUGAUGAAAUUGAUUCAUUGGCACCAAAACGAGAUGAAGAUUCAUCAGAAGGCAAAGUUGCAAAAAUUAGUGUUCUUCUUUCUGUCGUUGAAGGUAUUAAAGAUGUCCCUAAUUUAAUGUUUUUCUCGGCUACUAAUCGAUUACAUAUGAUGGAUGAAGCUUUUUUAAGAAGAAUGUCAGGCAAAUUUUUUGUUGGUCGACCUUCUGCUGGAGCACGAAAACGAAUUUUAGAUGGAAUACCAAAAACAAUUGUACAACCAUAUAUUAGAGAAAAAUUAGCUACAGCUACAACAAAUUUUAGUGGUGCUGCAUUGAAAGCCUUAACAAGUGCAAUUACUGUUCAUUAUAUAGCUCAAAAACGCUUAAAAAAAGCAGAUUAUGAAAUGGAAGAAGAAGAAACUUUAAUCUUAGCUGACCGAACAGCUCGUCAAUAUCAAUUAUAUCUUGGUCUUGAUACAUUACCUCGAUUACUUUUACAUAAUCUUGAUGAUCAACGACAAUUAGCGAAAAUCAAUAAUGAAAAUCAAGCGAAUCCUUCUGGAGGAUUUCAUUUACUAGACAAAUAUCGAUUUACAGGAAAAAUAAUUAUUAGUUUUCAAGAUUCAUGUGUUCGAAUGGAAACAAUUGAACCAAAUAAUAAAAGACAUGUUAUUGAAGAAGAUUUGAUUAAAACGGAACAAAGUCUUCAACAAUUGCUUGAACGUAUUACAUCUUAUGGAAAUGAUCGUAAUGUUCAAUUAUUACAAUUAAUUGAUUUAAAUUUACUUUCAUCAAAAGGAGCUUAUGAAGAAAAAAAAAUCUUUGAAACAUUAAAAGAACGUUAUGAUGAAUGUAUGGAAUAUAAACGUUCAAUGAUUAUUUAUGAUCUUGAUUCAUUAAUUGGGGUCAAUAAAUCGGAAUCGGAAUCAUCGAUGGGAACAUCAGUCAGUUCAUCGGUAGUUAAUCAAAGUAUUUAUAUUUAUGUCACCAGCCGAUUUCGUGAAGCGAAAAUUGAAGCAAGUCGAGCCGAUCAAAAAUUGACCAUUGAACGAUGGGCUAUAGCCGUGGUACGUGAUCCAUUUUUAUUGAAGAAAUUUAUAGCUGAUGUGGAUUUUAUGUUAACUGAUCAACAAAUAAAUGAACAAGAAGAAGAAGAACGACUAGCGACGGAGGUUAUUAUUUGUGUGAAAUGUCGAGAUCAUUAUAUCGAAAAUGAGAAUAAAAUGGGUGCAUGUAGUUAUCAUGAUGGAUUUGUUUAUGAUAAUUCAGCAUUAGAUUUAAAUAAACAUACAACAAGUGAAGCGAUUGAAAUCUUGAAUCGAGAAGAAUAUAUUGUUUUUAAUGAGCCGAAACGAAAAGAAGAAAUAGAACGAGGAAAAGGACGAUUGAAAUAUAUUUGUUGUCACGGAACGGUGCAAGUUGGUGGAGGAUUUAGCGGUUGCAAAAAAGGUAAACAUGGUUAUGCAAAAAUUAAGAAGACAAAUCAACAAGCAGAUGGAAUUGAACAAGAUGCGAUCAGUAUAUGGGAAAUGGUAUGCUUUAAUAAUAUUCAAUAUAAUCGACGAUUGGAAGCUUUAUUAUUAACGCGAAAACCACAAACCACAGAAGUUAAUGCUUCGGCAUAG